Molecule: messenger RNA, 1644 nt
Organism: Ricinus communis (castor bean)
Lineage: Eukaryota; Viridiplantae; Streptophyta; Magnoliopsida; Malpighiales; Euphorbiaceae
Exons: 12
Coding region: 50-1393 (447 amino acids)
Source: RefSeq, a predicted model, not a curated record
AAAGAGACCGCAAACUUGUAAUCAAACUUAGCUCGCACACAUUGACAAGAUGAAGAUGUGGGUCUUAUCCUCUGCUACUCCUUCUGCUUAUCCUGCGCACUCCCUGAAGGUUUCCAUGCCCACUCAUUCAAGUUCGCAAGUUUCUUUCCAUCACCUUGAUAACCCAUUUGUUCCUGAGCAGGUUGCAAAAGCCCUAGAUUCCUUGUACACAGAAUUCAGAGCAGUGGACAAUUUGGUGGCAUGCAAUACCUCCCGUGUUCUCAAAGCUUUCCAGAAUGCUCGUGUUGGAUCUCAUCAUUUUGGAGGAUCUACUGGCUAUGGUCAUGAUGAAGCUGGGGGGCGUGAAGCACUUGACCAAGCUUUUGCAGAAAUUGUAGGAGCUGAAUCUGCAAUAGUUCGUUCCCAGUUUUUCUCAGGAACCCAUGCUAUCACUUGUGGUUUGUUUGCUUUCUUGAGGCCAGGGGAUGAGCUCUUGGCAGUUGCUGGUCCUCCUUAUGAUACCUUAGAGGAAGUUAUUGGAAAGCGCGACUCUCAUGGACUAGGUUCUCUGAAAGAUUUUGGAGUCAAGUACCGAGAAGUUCCACUUGCUGAAGAUGGUGGACUUGACUGGGAUGCCCUUUUGACUGCUCUGAAACCUGAAACAAAGUGUGCACUCAUACAGAGGUCUUGUGGUUAUUCAUGGCGUCGAAGUUUAAGUGUAAAUGAGAUAGGGAGGGCUAUAAAGAUAAUUAAGAUGCAAAAUCCUAACUGCUUGGUCAUGGUGGAUAAUUGCUACGGUGAAUUUGUUGAACAAAUUGAACCCCCAAUGGUGGGUGCAGAUCUGAUUGCAGGCAGUUUGAUUAAAAAUCCCGGUGGAACCAUUGCACCAUGUGGUGGAUAUGUUGCAGGGAGGAAAAAAUGGGUAGAAGCAGCAGCAGCUCGUCUUUCUGCACCAGGGCUUGGGAUAGAUUGUGGCUCAACCCCUGGUGAUAUUAUGCGAACUUAUUUCCAGGGGCUGUUCCUUUCACCUCAAAUGGUUGGUGAGGCAAUCAAGGGUACCUUUCUGAUAGCUGAAGUCAUGGCAUCUAAAGGGUAUAAAGUGCAGCCUCUACCUCGUUUGACACGUCAUGAUACUGUUCAGGUAGUACAGCUAGGAAGCCGAGAGCGCCUUAUUGCUUUCUGCGAGGCUGUACAAAGAAGCUCACCAGUCAGUUCGUUCACCAAACCAGUUGCUGGCGCAACUCCUGGAUAUGCGUCAGAGGUGAUCUUUGCGGAUGGAACAUUCAUAGAUGGAAGUACAAGUGAGUUAUCAUGUGAUGGGCCAUUGAGAGAGCCAUUUGCUGUGUUUUGCCAGGGAGGCACGCAUUGGACUCAAUGGGGCCUAGUUCUGGGAGAGGUUCUGAAAUACAUGUGACCUAAAUUUGAUUUUAACCAGCAAGAGAGAGCCACAUUUGUUUGCAAAUUUAUUUUUUUUCAGCCAUUUCUCAUUGUCUUUCACUGAAAGCAGAGUCUCAGCCUAACUGUGGGGAUGAGCAGAGUCUCUGUAGAGAUCAUUGUCAAUGGCUUAAAAUGUCACAAACUGCUUUGGGUGAUGGUGGGCAAUGACAAGUUUUGGGUUGUAAAUACAGAUGCAAAAAGUUUUCUUUUUGCAGUGAUCCAGUUCCA